UUACUGUAACACUGCAUGGAGUCAGCCAUGGCACAUCUCCGACAUGUUAGCGUGAAAAGAAGUUCUCCUCCCAUUCCAUGUGGAAGUGGUAAUUUUUUUUGGCUUCUUUGUCCUUUUCUUUCUGCUUCUUUGUCUGUUUUAAACCCUUUUUUACGUCUAGAAUACAGUAAAUAAGUUGGAUGAUAACUAAUUCCUGGACGGAUGUACCAAGGUACCACUGUAUCAUAAUGGUCAGGAUGAAGUACAGUAAGUUCUCCUCCCAUUCCGUGGGGAAGUGGUACAUUUUUUGUUUCUUUGUCCUUCUUUCCCACUCCGCUUUAAACCCUUUUUUUACAUUUAGUAUACAGUAAAUAAGUUGGAGGCUAACUAAUUAGCUCGCAAGCUUGCUAAUGGUUAAAGCCAUGGUUGUCUCUUGUGUCCCUGCACUCUUAUGUGCAUGCACAACUUGUAACACAAUGAUAACAAGGGUGUAAAGGUGACUAUAGGGGUGUUAUUUCAUGUCUAGAGGACUCUAAAAACAGGUUUUCUAUGCGGUAACAACAAGAAUAUUUCAUAUAUUAAUAUUGAAUCCUACUUUAUGGAAAGUUCUUAUUUAACUUAGGUACAUUUUUGGCUUCUUUGUCCUUCUUUCCCACUCUGUAUUCAGCCUUUUUUUACAUUUAGUAUACAGUAAAUAAGUUGGUAGCUAACUAAUUAGCUCGCAAGCUUGCUAAUUGUUAAAGCCAUGGUUGUCUCUUGUGUCCCUGCACUCUUAUGUGCAUGCACAAUGUGUAACACAAUGAUAACGGGAGUGUAAAGGUGACUAUAGGGGUGUUAUUUCAUGUCUAGAGGACUCUAAAAACAGGUUUUGUAUGUGGUAACAACAAGAAUAUUUCAUAUAUUCAUAUUGAAUCCUACUUUGUGGAAAGUUCUUAUUUAACUUAGUUUCUGUAGUUUGGGUCACCACUUGUCAUCGGGGGGGCAGUUGCGAGCCACCGGCCUACAACAUGGUUAUGUAGAGCAACAAUUCUUCAAUUCAUCGUCCUUCGAGAGUUCUUUGCCGGGGGUGCCAUGUUGAACUUCCAGUGACCGGUAUGAGAGGGUGCUAGAGCGAUAACACCAAAUUUAGCACACACACUCUGCAAUCACACCUGAGACCUAAUUUAUAUUUGUACUAAUUUGGAGACUCCAAUUAACCUAGCAUGUUUUUGGAAUAUGUGAGGAAACCCGGAAAAAAACCCACGCAUGCACAGGGAGAACAUGCAAAUUCCACACAGAAAUGUCCAAGCGGAGAUUCCAACCCAGCUCUUCCCGAUCUCCUGACUGUGUGGCCUACAUGUUAACCACUCCUCCACCGUGCGGCCUAAGUAGAAGAGUGUAAUAUCAAUACUAUCAAUAAUAUUUUAAUUCUGAUUAGCAAAAGGCUAAUAAAUAACUGGGCCACACUUGGCAUAUCUGGAACUACUUUUGAUUGACUGUUUAAUCCAGAAAAAAAGAAUAUCAGCUCUAGUCUUCAAUUUUUCUGGAUGCGGCUUAUUUAUGUGAAGAGACUUGCCUCUCAAGUUGAUCAAAGUGGCGGGUAAGUACACAUUCCAUUGCUGCUGCUUAUUUAUACUUUAUACAACAGUAACAAUGUUAAAAUGUUACUUGACAGAUUCCAUGCUGGUCACAGUUGGACCCAGGGAUAGAUUAAUUAAAGGAGGUUCAACUCCAUGAAAGAGACAGACGAAAGACCAGUGGAUCCAGGACGGAGCCCUGUGGGACACCAGCUCGCACCGCUUUGGACACAUAUGAGGUUGCUGUAAGCUUUGAGCGCCUCUCCUUCACACGCAGCCAUGAAGUCCGUGCUGGACGCGGUGGCAGACACCACCUUCCGGACUAUCACAUCUGGUUUACAAUAUCUGGGCUCCAACGACGCCAACUACGACGAGCCCGUCAGCGAUGUAGACUUCAAGGGUGCCUUCUCUUUGCAGAAGCCCCUGUCCGCCUUCCGCAGCAACUCCUUCCCCGAUAGACUCCCCCCGGAUGAGGAACUGAUCCUCAGAGGGGCACCCUUCUACCCCACCAACGCCACGGAGCUCUUGUCCAAUCGGAGCACGUUCCGAGAUGAGAGCAGCAACAUCCAAUGCGGGGAGAACUUCAUGGACAUGGAGUGCUUCAUGAUUCUGACGCCCAGCCAGCAGCUGGCCGUGGCUGUCAUGUCUCUGACCCUGGGGACCUUCACGGUGCUGGAGAACCUGGUGGUGCUUUGCGUGAUCCUGCAGUCGCGCACGCUCCGCUGCAGGCCCUCCUACCACUUCAUCGGCAGUCUGGCCGUGGCCGACCUGCUGGGGAGCGUCAUCUUCGUGUACAGUUUUCUGGACUUCCACGUGUUCCACAGAAAGGACAGUCCUAAUGUUUUUCUCUUCAAGCUGGGCGGAGUCACCGCGUCGUUCACCGCCUCCGUGGGCAGCCUCUUCCUCACUGCCAUCGACCGCUACAUCUCCAUCCACCGACCUCUGGCCUACAGGCGUAUUGUGACUCGAACCAAGGCGGUCAUCGCCUUUUGCAUGAUGUGGACCAUCUCCAUCGUCAUCGCCGUGCUACCUCUGCUGGGCUGGAACUGUAAACGUCUCAAGUCGGUAUGCUCGGACAUCUUCCCCUUGAUCGAUGAGAACUACUUGCUCUUCUGGAUCGGGGUGACCACUGUGCUGGUUCUUUUCAUCAUCUACGCCUACAUCUACAUCCUGUGGAAAGCGCACCACCAUGCCGUGCGAAUGCUGAGCCGCACCUCCCAGAAGAGCCUGGUGGUGUACUCUGCAGAUGGCACCAAAGUGCAGACCACACGCCCCGAGCAGGCCCGCAUGGACAUCCGCCUGGCUAAGACCCUGGUGCUUAUCCUGGUGGUGCUGGUCAUCUGCUGGGGCCCAGUGCUGGCCAUCAUGCUCUACGACCUCUUCUGGAAGAUGGACGACGACAUCAAGACGGUGUUUGCGUUCUGCAGCAUGCUCUGCCUCCUCAACUCCACCGUCAACCCCAUCAUCUAUGCCUUGAGGAGCAAGGACCUGCGACACGCCUUCAUCAGCUCGUGCCACGCCUGCAGGGGCAGCGCCCAGCAGCUGGACAACAGCCUCGAGUCGGACUGCCAGAACAGAAACAUCUCAGCCAACAGGGCGGCGGAGAGCUGCGUGAAGACCACUGUGAAAAUAGCCAAAGUGACGAUGUCCGUGUCCACUGAGACUUCUGCGGAAGCCGUCUAGCUGUCACCUCACUGGGUGCAAAAAUCUCAUCUUUUUUUGUUUUUUUUUCUUUUAAAACAUAAUAAACCUGAUUUAAAAUGUUCCACAUGCAGGAAAAAGUGACAUUUUGAGUUAUUCUACAUUAGCGUGUGAGCACAGAGUGUGCCAAAGUGCCAAACUGGUAUUACAAGGUCAUAGGCGGGACUCAUCACAUGGAAGAAAUGUGCGGUUAGUGAAUGCAUUUUAUAUUUUUGUACUGUGAAUUCAGGUUUUGAAAAAAUCUUCACGUUGGGGACAAGGGGCUACAAACAAUUGUUCUACUGUGUCAUUUGCACCAUGAAUACUCUCUCUCUCUCUCUAUCUCUCUAUCUCUCUCUCACUCUAUCUUCCUCCGUGUAUAUUAUUGUUUAUUUCCUACACCGCUUAUUAGAACAGGUCACUUUUCUACUUCUUUCGCUUGGAGAGUGGCAAAUGUGUGUGAAAUGAGUGGUGAUUCAUGUCGAGACAACACAAGACGUAAGUACAUGCUUUGCAGUAAAAAAAAAAAAAAAUCAAAUGGUGAUUACCAAUCUUUUCUAAGUGUAUCCAUUUGUUUACUUGCUAGCUGUUAGAGAGUGUAAACUAACAUCAUCAACUGUACAGUGUUAUUUGAAAAAAAAUCUAAUCAGGGAUGGGCAUUUGAUUAAAUUACCUUGAUUUAGUCCCUUGAUCAAUUUUAAGAAAUAUUUUUAACAGGGGACUCUGAACUCAGCGUUAGCUUCUUUUGUUGACUCAACAGCGCCUCUGCUGGCUACAGCCAAACGGUGCAUUCCCUUUGCCUCCCAUGUUGUAAUGCCCAUCCCUGGUUGAAAUCCAAACUCGUCAGCUAUAUUUGAAAGCCUUUCAUAAAACAACGAAUUAAGACACAGCGUGCUGGCCACUACUGUGCAGAGAAAAAAAUAUAUGAAGUGGCUUCAAAAUGUGUGCUUUUACUAGAUUGUAUGUAAGUAAUGUUACCUUGUGGCUUAGUGAUAAUAUUUCCAACCCAAAGCCUUUAAUUAAUCAUUGCAGUGAGUCGUUUUAGUGCUACUGUUGCAGGCAGGGUGUCGUUUUUUUUUGUUUUUUUUUGUGGCGAAAAAUAUUUUUAAAAA
This is a messenger RNA of Doryrhamphus excisus (bluestripe pipefish), 4327 nucleotides long. The record is from RefSeq and is a predicted model, not a curated record. Lineage: Eukaryota; Metazoa; Chordata; Actinopteri; Syngnathiformes; Syngnathidae.